Molecule: messenger RNA, 459 nt
Organism: Nematocida ausubeli
Lineage: Eukaryota; Fungi; Microsporidia
Exons: 1
Coding region: 1-459 (152 amino acids)
Source: RefSeq, a predicted model, not a curated record
AUGAGCGACUCCGUGACAUACCGCAGCAAAUACUUAGAGGUGCCCCAAGAGCUCAGAACCCGAAUAGUAAACAUAUAUACGGCCAGCACAAAGUACAAGAGAAAGGCAAAGGAGCAGGUGAUUCCUCUUGUUGAUGAAAUAGAGUACAAGGGAAUCUCAAACGAGCUGGAAAUGGUUGGCAUGCGGACAGAUGAAGUCAGAUGCAAAGUGCAGGAGAAACUAACCCAUCUAGAGGACAUUCGUGACUAUGUACGGGAAGUCACCCAGAAGGAGCAGGACCAAAGGAAGGGCUACAUCUCUGGAAUAAUAAAGGCAGAAAUGCGAGCUGCAGAGCAGAGUCUAGCCACCUUAGAGGAAAGAGUGCGUUUUUUAAUUGAAAGAAGCAAGCCAAAUGUUCUGCAGUCAAUUCAGCUGGCAAUUAACAGGCUUUCACAGAAAAUAGAAAGCAUCCAGAUUUAA